ACAACUCAUUCAUACAUUAUUAUUCAUUCAUCUUCUUCCUCACAUUAGCUCAAAUCUCUCCAUUUUAUUAUAGUUUGGAUACCCCUAUAAUCCAUCAAUGGUGCUUUCAUUGAGAGAUUAGAGCAAAAUCAAGUGAGAAAUCUUCCCAAAACAUACAAAAAAUUCAUUCCAAUCACAAAAAAUCAACCAAAAAGUGCUCUAAAAAAGGGAGAGCAAAAAAAAAAAGAAAAACCAUCGCAACUCCCGGCAACACCGCAUCGAACUCUUCUCCGGGAGCGUGUAGCUCACUCACUGCUGUGGCGGCCAGUAUCAGGGAUAUCAACGCUUUAAAAUCUAGGCGUCUACUGGAAUUUGCGUCUAAGUUUCAGCUCACAUUCCUCAUUUUUGCUUCUUUUCUUCUGUACUUCUUUCCAGUGGCGUACUAAUACUGGCUCGGUCGAAAAAAUGGAGGCGAGGAGAAAUGACAGUCCGGUGUAUACGCGCCAUUGGAGAACCGAAUCUGAAGUGCUAAAUCCUCCGGGAGCUGAAGCAUCUGCCGCGCGUCCACACCAUGUUCGCUCUUCCUCCGUCUCCGGAAUGUCCAGCAUUAAGCGCACUCAGAAUGUCGCAGCCAAAGCCGCUGCUCAACGGCUUGCUCGAGUGUUGGCCUCCCAAGCUGCCACCGGCAAUGACGAUGAUGAGCAAGAAGACAGUGAUGAUCUCGGCUUCCGAUUCGCUCCUCAACCUCUAUCCAGAACUGCCUCCAGUCCCCCAAGCUGCCACCAGCAAUGACGAUGAUGAGCAAGAAGACCGUGCUACUUGGAUCUCAGCCGCAGAAGGUGUCCCACUUGACACAUGUAAAGGGGGAAAGUUUUUGCAGCAGAUUAUUGGUGGGCUAGGUCAAAAUUGGUCAAAAGGGGUGGUGGCCCUCCUCAAAUUGGUCAAUAGGAUCCAAUUUCUACAUGAAUCUGUUAUUUCAGCCCAUUAUUCUGGCCCAAAUAAGAGCUAAGUGCCCAAUACUCCUAUUUAUACACUUAAAAUGUUUAUUAAAUGAUAGUAGCAUAAUUAUUACUAUUAUUAAUUAUAUUAUUUCCACCACCAUUAUGGCGAGUUAAAAACCCCUGAGGUGGUGAAGACCAUUAGGACGGAUUAAAAUUUCCCGAG
This is a messenger RNA of Cuscuta europaea, 1143 nucleotides long. Lineage: Eukaryota; Viridiplantae; Streptophyta; Magnoliopsida; Solanales; Convolvulaceae. The record is from the annotation of a GenBank genome assembly.